Molecule: messenger RNA, 1064 nt
Organism: Folsomia candida
Lineage: Eukaryota; Metazoa; Arthropoda; Collembola; Entomobryomorpha; Isotomidae
Gene: Coq4
Product: ubiquinone biosynthesis protein COQ4 homolog, mitochondrial
Exons: 4
Coding region: 146-991 (281 amino acids)
Biological process (GO): ubiquinone biosynthetic process
Cellular component (GO): mitochondrial inner membrane; mitochondrion
Source: RefSeq, a predicted model, not a curated record
UGGGGCAAACGCAUAAUUUUUGCACAAGAAAGACCAAGUUUUUGUCUCAAAUAAUUUUUGCAAAUAAUUUCGUUAAAUUUAAAGAAUAAAAUCAUUGCAAAAAUUUGCAAUAUUUAUCUCCCCUAUUUUUAAACCUAGCAUAGAAAUGAAGUUAAAUUCACUUGUCUACACGACAGGACAGGAAGUGAUUUGUUGCCGUAAACACCUUGCUAGUCAACAAAGAUAUUUUUCUGCACAUGGUCAACAUGAAAACAAACAGACUGGGUCACAAUCACAAUCACAUCACGACUUAUCUUGGGAGGAAGAAUUUAGAACGAAGCAUUUCAUCCCUUUGACACCAUUACAGAAAGCAAUCAUUUAUGCUGGGUCCGGAAUUGCAUCGUUUCUCGAUCCCACAAAAGCAGAAAAUAUUGCAACUUUCGGAGAGAUUUCUGCUACUCCUGUCCUAUCAUCCCUCUACACUAAAAUGAUGAAUGAUUCAGAAGCGUCCCGAAUCUUCAUCCAAAAGCCAAGAAUAAAUUCCAAAACGAUAGACAUGAAAUGGCUCUCCACCCUUCCCGAAAAUACACUGGGUGGAACAUACUACAGGUUUUUAGAUAAGAAUAAGGUAACUCCCGACAGCAGACUUCCCGUAAGAUUCAUCAAAGACCCAGAAUUGGCUUUUGUGAUGCAACGGUAUCGAGAAAUACAUGACCUCGUACAUACAGUAUCUGGUCAACCCACAAACAUGUUGGGCGAAGUGUUAGUGAAAUGGAUUGAAGGGAUUCAAACUGGCCUUCCGAUGUGCCUUACUGGAGGAUUAUUUGGUGCGACAAGACUUUAUCCCAAGCAGCGUACAAAAUAUUCAAACACACAUUUAAAGUGGGCAUUGGAAGUCGGCUUCAAUUCUAAACCUUUCCUAAAUAUAUUUUACGAAGAAAGGUGGGAGCAACCUAUAGACGAAUUGCGACAUUACAUUAGCCCACUUUUACUAACUCCUCCAAAAUCAUAAUGUUUAAUCUCACAUGCUAGUCGAUGUAUGUACGAAUGAAGGUAAUCGGAUAAAAUGAAAUAUUUUUAAAAUA